AGGAGUCUUUCUUAUUCCCUACAUGCUCAUGCUGGCACUUAUUGGAAUGCCGAUGUUUUUUCUGGACACGUCUUUUGGGCAGUUUGCCAGCCUUGGACCUGUUACAAUAUGGAGAGUCGUGCCAAUGCUUCAAGUUUGCAGAGCUGAAAUGAUCUUGUUGGUUCACUGUUCACAGUCGAAGAUCUAUUAGAUUUUUACAAAAGCAGAAUUAUGUAAAAGAGGAAUGGCAAGCCAUUUUGUACUAAUUAAUAUAAAUAAAACACUGCAGAUGUGAGAAAUCUAAAUUAAAAACAGAAAAAUCUGCAAAUAUUCAACAGGUUUAGCCACAUCAUACCCACAUCUAUGGGAAGAGAAACACAGCUAACUUCUCAGGUCAAAGAGAUCCUUUUUAGAAACAGGAAGAAGCUGUUAACCAUAUAACCAUAUAACAAUUACAGCACAGAAACAAGACAUCUCGGCCCUUCUAGUCUGUGCCGAACACUUACUCUCACCUAGUCCCACUGACCUGCACUCAGCCCAUGACCCUCCAUUCCUUUCCUGUCCAUAUAGCUAUCCAAUUUAACUUUAAAUGACAAUAUUGAACCUCCUUCAACCACGUCUGCUGGAAGCUCGUUCCACACAGCUACCACUCUCUGAGUAAAGAAGUUCCCCCUCAUGUUACCCCUAAACUUUUGCCCUUUAACUCUCAACUCAUGUCCUCUUGUUUGAAUCUCCCCUACUCUCAAUGGAAAAAGCCUAUCCAUGUCAACUCUAUCUAUCCCCUUAUAAUUUUAAAUACCUCUAUCAAGUCCCCCCUAAUCUUCUAUGCUCCAAAGAAUAAAGACCCAAGUUGUUCAACCUUUCUCUGUAACUUAGGUGAUGAAACCCAGGUAACAUUCUAGUAAAUCUUCUCUGUACUCUCUCUCUUUUACUGACAUCUUUCCUAUAAUUCGGUGACCAGAACUGUACACAAUACUCCAAAUUUGGCCUUACCAAUGCCUUGUACAAUUUUAACAUUACAUCCCAACUCCUAUACUCAUUGCUCUGACUUAUAAAGGCCAGCAUACCAAAAGCUUUCUUCACCACCCUAUCCACAUGAGAUUCCACCUUCUUAAACUCCAUCUGCCAUCUUUCAGCCCACUCUUCUAACUGGCCUAAAUCUCUCUGCAAGCUUUGAAAACCUACUUCAUUAUCCACAACUCCACCUAUCUUAGUAUCAUCUGCAUACUUACUAAUCCAAUUUACCACCCCAUCAUACAGAUCACUAAUGUAUAUGACAAACAACAUUGGACCCAGUAGAGAUCCCUGAGGCACACCACUAGUCACCGGCCUCCAAUUUGACAAACAUUUAUCCACCGCUACUCUCUGGUGUCUCCCAUCCAGCCACUGCUGAAUUCAUUUUACUACUUCAAUAUUAGUACCUAUCGAUUGAACCUUCCUAAUCAACCUUCCGUGUGGAACCUUGUCAAAGGCCUUACUGAAGUCCAUGUAGACAACAUCCACUGCUUUACCCUCGUCAACUUUCCUAGUAACCUCUUCAAAAAAUUCAAUAAGAUUUGUCAAACACGACUUUCCACGCACAAAUCCAUGUUGACUGUUCCUAAUCAGACCCUGCCUAUCCAGAUAAUUAUAUAUACCAUCUCUAAGCAUACUUUCCAUCAAUUUCCCCACCACUGACGUCAAGCUCACAGGCCGGUAACUGCUAUGUUUACUCUUAGAACUCUUUUUAAACAAUGGAACAACAUGAGCAAUAUGCCAUCCCCGUUUCUAAUGACAUUUGAAAUAUUUCUGUCAGAGCCCUUGCUAUUUCCACACUAACUUCCCUCAAGUUCCUAGGGAAUAUCCUGUCAGGACCCGGAGACUUAUCCACUUUUAUAUUCCUUAAAAGCGCCAGUACCUGCUCUUCUUUAAUCAUCAUAAUUUCCAUAACUUCCCUAUCUGUUUCUCUUGUCUUACACAAUUCAAUAUCCUUCUCCUUAGUGAAUACCGAAGAAAAUAAAUUGUUCAAAAUCUCCCCCAUCUCUUUUGGGACCACACAUAGUUGUCUACUCCGAUUCUUGAAGGGACCAAUUUUAUCCCUCACUAUCCUUUUGCUAUUAAUAUAAUGGUAGAAACCCUUGGGAUUUAUUUUCACCUUACUUGCCAAAGCAAUCUCAUAUCUUCUUUUAGCUUUUCUAAUUUCUUUCUUAAGAUUCUUUUUACAUUCUUUAUAUUCCUCAAGCACCUCAAUUACUCCACGCGGCCUAUAUUAAUUGUCGAUAUCUCUCUUUUUCUGAACCAAGUUUCCAAUAACCCUUGAAAACCAUGGCUCUCUCAAACUUUUAACCUUUCCUUUCAACCUGACAGGAACUUAAAGAUUCUGUACCCUCAAAAUUUCACCUUUUAAUUACCUCCAUUUCUCUAUUACAUCCUUCCUAUAAAACAAAUUGUUCCAAUCUACUCCUUCUAAAUCCUUUCGCAUCUCCUCAAAGUUAGCCUUUCUCCAAUCAAAAAUCUCAACCCUGGGUCCAGACCUAUCCUUUUCCAUAAUUAUGUUGAAACUAAUGGCAUUGUGAUCACUGGACCCGAAGUGCUCUCCAGCACAAACCUCCGUCACCUGCCCUAUCUCAUUCCCUAACAGGAGAUCCAACACUGCCCCUUCUCUAGUUGGUACCUCUAUGCAUUGCUGCAAAAAAUUAUCCUGCACACAUUUUACAAACUCCAAACCAUCCAGCCCUUUUACAGUAUGGGUUUCCCAGUCUAUGUGUGGAAAAUUAAAAUCUCCCACAAUCACAACCUUGUGCUUACCACAGAUAUCUGCUGCAGGGAAAGUGAUAGGUUAAAACUUUGGUCAUCAUGAGAUAAACUGUGAACAAGGACAUCUUGUCAAAGAGUGAAUGGGAACAGUUAGAAGGCAUUGGGAUCACAAUGGUUCUUGUAAUUUCAUUUAUUGACAUUUCCUAUUGCUGCAUCAUUGCCUACAGCCUGUUCUACCUGUUUGCCUCCUUCCAAUCCCCUCUGCCGUGGGCAGACUGCUUCAGCUGGUGGGGAGCAGAUGAAACCUGCAGCAGGACACCCAGAGGUUCGCUGUGCAAUCUCACUCUAGACAAUGGACAUUUUGAAAUUGUUAGUACAACAUGGCUGCAUGCAAGCAACGAGACUUGCUCAAAUGGAUCAGAAAUCUAUGUUCCUCACCAGGGGCCUAGUGAACAAUACUGGAACAAAGUAGUUUUACGCCGUUCACGUUCAAUAGAAGACACGGGGAAGAUAGUUUGGUAUUUAGCCUUGUGUCUGCUUCUGGGUUGGGUGAUUAUUGGAGCUGCUUUGUGUAAAGGCAUCAAAUCUUCAGGGAAGGCGGUUUACUUCACUGCAUCCUUCCCUUACGUGGUUCUCAUCGUGCUUCUUAUCCGAGGCGUAACCCUUGAAGGAGCUCAAAAAGGGAUUGACUUCUAUAUUGGAAGCCAGUCAGACUUCACCAAACUGCUUAAUGCUGAGGUCUGGAAAGAUGCUGCAACUCAGAUUUUCUUUUCUCUCUCAGUGGGCGCUGGCAGCUUAAUAACACUGUCAUCCUAUAACAAAUUCCACAAUAAUUGCUACAGAGACACCAUCAUUGUUUGUGUUGUGAAUUCUGCCACAAGUAUACUUGCUGGCUUUGCCAUCUUUUCCAUUCUUGGACACAUGGCUCAUGUGCAAGACAAGUCUAUUUCAGAGGUUGCUGAAUCAGGUUUCGGUUUGGCUUUCAUUGCCUAUCCAGAGGCUUUAACACACCUUUCUUGGGCACCUCUGUGGUCCAUCUUGUUUUUCUUGAUGUUGCUCACUCUGGGACUGGACACUCAAUUUGCAGGUUUAGAAACAGUUGUAACAACCUUACUUGAGCAGUUCCCAAAGUUUAUGCAAUCAAAGCAUCAUAAGGUGACAAGUGGAAUUUGCCUGGUGUUUUAUUUCCUCGGCCUUAUAUUUGUAACAGAGGCUGGAGUUUACUGGUUAAAUUUAAUUGACUAUUUCUGUACUGGAUGGAUUCUUGUUACAGUCGCCCUGAUGGAACUCAUUGCACUCAGCUGGAUUUAUGGGAUAAACAGGUUUAUUAACGACAUUGAGACAAUGAUUGGGAGGAAAACUUGGCUCUUCUGGCUGUGGUGGAGAAUGUGUUGGCUUUUCAUUUCUCCAGGUUUGCUGGCUGCCAUCUUACUCUGGUCGUUAGCAACAUUUUCCAGACCUACAUACAGAUCUGUUGAGUACCCACAAUGGGCAAUAGUCCUUGGUUGGUGCAUACUAAUUUUCUGUAUUAUGUGGAUCCCCAUUAUUGCCAUCAUUAGAGUUAUUCAAGCCGAGGGCUCCAGUUUUUGCCAGAAAGUUUCUGCUGCUUGCAGAUCAGCUCCUGACUGGGGUCCGUACUUGGAACAGCACAGAGAGGAAAUGAUACAGAACCAGAGCUGAUCUUACCAAAACCACCAUCUAAGUACAAAUUCUUACCUCUACUGACAUAUCUGCUGUUCAGAAAAGAUGUGUAGAUCAUGGCCAUAAAGAUCUAUAGCUGUUCUGAUAUCUCACUGUAAUUUCAAUCCUUUCAGUAAUUAAUUAAUUCCAUUAAUUUGAGUUAUUCCAAAGUUAGUUGAAACAGCUUGCAGCUCACUGGAACAUACAUAGUCAUCUGAGUACAGGGGUAAUUACAGAAUUAGAUUCACCAUGACACUAUUUUUACCCCAUAUAACUCUUGGGGUUAAUAAGUGGAUCCCAUCAAUUGCUGGGUUUUCUUGAAUUAGACACAGAGUAUGGUAAAGUUGAAAGAAUCCAACAGUUUAUCAUAACACUAACAUUGAUAGCAUUACAUUUGAUGUGUCCCUUCAACUCAUCUGAGACAAUUCUACUUUCUGUUCUUCAGGACCAGUGUCAUUUCUUAGUACUGUUGUUGUAUCAUUGAUUAUUAUUGGGACAGCUUCCAUUUCCCCAUAGAUCACUACAACAAAAAAAAAAGGCCCUUCCCCGCAUCUGGCCUAGUUCCGUAAGCCUGCACAUGGACAACAGCCCUCCAUACCCUUCCCAUCCAUGUAUUUACCCAAAUUUCUCUUAAAAGUUGAAAUCAAACCUGCAUCCACCAUCCCAUGGCAGCCAAUUCCAAACUCUCAUUACACUCAGUGAAGAUGUUGCCCUUCAGUUCCUCAUAAAUAUUUCAUCUUUAACCUUAAACUAUGACCUGUAGUUCUAAUUUCAUCCAUCCCAGUGGAAAAAGCUUGCUUGCAUUUACCCUAUGUAUAUCCCUCAGAAUUUUGUAUAUCUCUACCAAUUCUCCCCUCAUUCUUUUACACUCCCAGGAAGCCAUCCUUCUAAAUUUUACUGUGCUCUUUCAAUCUGUCAUGCUUCGGUCUGAUCACCAGGGGACACCAGAGUCCUCCAGGCACCGAAGCUCCUCCUUGCUGGAAUUUUUGGUUGAUUAUUUUCAUCCGUGUCUUGAUUUAGAAAUCAGACUGGGCCCAUUUAGGUCCAUCAAAGUUAUUGCAUUGAAAGUCAUGUGCAUACCAUCUGCAUUCAGGAUCUGAAAAGGACGAGUCAGCUUGGCUUUGUGUGUGCAAGGUCCUGCUUGAUGAACCUAUUUGGACUUCAGCAUGGCCUUUGGCUGGUGCAGAAGGGUAGGUCUCAAGGAACUUUUGAAGAGAUAGUUAAAUGGAUUCAAAAUUGACUUGGAGGUAGGAAGUAGAGGCUGGUGUCUGAAGGUUGUUUCUUCCAGUGGAGACUGGUGACUGGUGGCUGGUGGCGUGUGGCAGCUGUCAGUGUUGGAACUCCUCUUGUUCAUUAUUUACAUGAAUGAUUUGGAUGCAAAUGCACAAAUCUUGAUCAGUAAGUUUAUGGAUGAAAUGAAAUUGGAAAUUUAUGUUUAUAGUGAAGAAGGUUAUUGUAAAUUACAAGGAUAUCUUGAUCAGUUAGGGAAGUGGGCUGAGGAGUGGUAAAUGGAUUUCAAUACAGAUAAAUGUGAGGUAUCGUUCUGAAAACUCAAACCAGUGUAGGACUUAUACUGUGAAUUGCAGGGCACUGGGGAGUGUAAUGGAACAGAGGGACUGAGGAGUACAAGUGCAUAGCUGGUUGAAAGCAGCAUCACAGAUGGACAGGGUUUCGAAAAAGGACAUUUAGCAUGCUGGCCUUCAUCAGCCAGGGCACUGAAUAUAGAAGUCAGGAUGUUACUUUGCAGCUAUGUAGGUUGUUAGUAAGAUUACACUUGUAAUACAUUAUACAUUUUUGGGCACCCUGCUACCUGAAAGACAGACUUGCAAGGUCUAGGUGAUUACCAAGGGAACAAUCACAGAACAGUGCAAAUUAAAGUAACUACAAAUCAUAAUGGACCAAUGAAAGAUGACUGUACAACUAUUUUGACAAUAAGAAUAUGAAGCUGCAUUGUAUCUUGUUCCCUAGCUUUGCCAACUUUCUCUACAGAAACCUUUUCUCUGUUUUGCUCAUUUCAUUGGUUCCUAUGUGGACUACAGCAAAUGGAUUUAUGACCCCAAUACCAGAAAAGAACAACAACACCUUGACCUUCAGGCUGACGAGAGUUUGGAAAUACAGUGUUUGUGUCUGCUGGGUCCAUGUUUGGCAAGAGUGUUCUGUCACAAUGGGGGGCAUUGGGAGCAAGAAUGGACCCAAAUGUAAGACACAUCUUGUGAGGUUAACUCAAUUGAGUUUAUUGCUCGAUGCAAGGAGAGCAAAGCAGAAGCAGGAAUAGAGUACAGGUCAAGGACUCAGGCCUUGGACUAGGCUGGGACUAAGGGUCUGGGCUAGGACUUGGAAUCACGGACCGCCAGGGCCAGGACUUGAGACUUGGGUGCUGCCAGGGACAGGACUUGAGACUUGGGUGCUGCCAGGGGCAGGACUUGGUACCUGACCUCAGACCUCAGACUUGGAUGCCGCCAGGGCCAGGACUUGGUACUUGGAUGUCGCCGGAGCCAGGACUUGGUACUUGGAUGUCGCCCGAGCCAGGACUUGGUACUUGGAUGUCGCCAGAGCCAGGACUUGGUACUUGGAUGCCGCCCGAGCCAGGACUUGGUACUUGGAUGUUGCCAGAGCCAGGACUUGGUACUUGGAUGCCGCCCGAGCCAGGACUUGGUACUUGGAGCCUCUGGAGCCAGGACUUGGUACUUGGAGCCUCCGGGUAGUGGCAAGCUCUAGACUUGGCCCAGGAACAGUAGACAGCAGCACUUGAUUCCCUCCGGCGGGUUAACUGACGGACCCGCCUCGGCGAGGUAACUUGACAGGGUUGCUCUGGUGAGGAAAGACGACUUACUGGCACUCGCUUUGGGGGGAGACUAGGCUUGCUCCGGCCAGAUGACAUUGGCUCGCAGUACCUUUGGUGACUUUGCAAACGCUCUCGCGUCGAAUGGCUGAAGGCUGGAGACUAUAAACUGCUGGUUCAGCCGAGAGUAAAUUGUCUCCAAUCACCAAGCCCAAGGGCCACAGGAAAACAGGGAGCCAAGUGGAAACAGGGAGUCUAUGAUCUGGAUCGUAACGCAAACAAAGUAAAUUUAAAGGGACCCUGAUCUGGACCAUGACACCACCAUUGCACUUCCUCAUCGAAUUCAUUUAUAAAAACCACAAAGAGCAGAGGUCCCAGAACAGAUCUCUGUGGAACACCACUGGUCAUGGACCUCAAGACAGAAUAUGCUCCAUCUACUGCCACCCUUUGCCUUCUGUGGGCAAACCAAUUCUGAAUCCACAUAGCCAAGUUUCACUGGAUCCCAUGCUUCCUGAUUUUCUAAAUGAGCUUACCAUGGGGAACUUUAUCAAAAUCGUACUAAAAUCCAUAUACACCACAUCCAUUGCUCUACCUUCACCACAGUGAUUCUAGUUUAUCAUUGCUUAUAUAGACCACAGAAUUGGAUCACCCUACCCUCCUCCCAAAAAAGAAUCCAACUUUCACAGUCAUGGAAAAGUAUCUUUAAGCUGGAGUUUAUUGUUUUUCUUUCUUUAUAUUUGCUCAGUUAGAACAGUAGAGAUGCCAGGUGGGAGAACUGUAUGCUCCUCUUGCAGGAUGUGAGAAGGCAGGGAGACCUCCAGUGUCCCUGUCGAAUUGACCUGCAAGAAGUGUAUCCAGCUGCAGUUUCUAACACUCCAGAUUUAGGAGUUGGAGCUGGAGCUGGAUGAACUCUGGAUCAUUCAGGAGGCUGAGGGAGUGACAGAUGAGACAUUGAGAGAGGUAGAUACACCCAAGGUGUAGGACACAGGAAACUGGGUGAUAUCCAGGAAGGGGAAAGGGAUUAAACAGCCAGUGCUGAGUACCACUAUGGCCAUCCCUCUGAACAACAGGGAUACUCUGGGAGGAUGACCUAGCAGAGGAAAAUCACAGUGGUCAGGUCUCUGGCACUGAGUCUGACUCUGUGACUCAGACAGGAUGAGGGGGAGAAGAGGUGAACUGUGGUGAUAGGGAAUUCAUUAGUUUGGGGAACAGAAAGGAGAUUCUGUGGAUGAGAACGAGAUUCUCGGAUGGUAUUUUGCCUUCCGGGUGCCAGAGUCUGAGACAUCUCAGAUCGAGUUAUCAGCAAUCAUAAGUGGGAGGGUGCACAGCCAGAGGCUGUGGUCUGUGUAGGUACCAGUGACAUAAGUAGGAAGAGUGAUGAGGUCCUGCAAAGUGUGUUCAGGGAAUUAAGUGUUCAUUUAAAGGGCAGAACCUCCAGAGUUGUGAUCUCAGGAUUGCUACCCAUGCCAUGUGCUGGUGAGGCUGCAACAGGAAGAUUAUAGUGUUUAACACGUGGCCAAGGAGUUGGUGUAGGAGAGAUGGUGUCAUAUUUUUGGAUCAUUAGGCUCUCCUUCAGGGAAUGUGAGGUUUAAACUAGAAUUGCAGGGGGAUGGGAACUAGAAUGCCUGAACUGUUAGUGGAGAGGUUGUGGAGGGAGCUGUUGUUAAGAUCUCAGGCAAAGUCAGGAAUAAAAAAGAUCGAGCAUAGUGCAGCUAAUGUCCUGAGCUGCAUACAUUUCAAUGCAACAAAUUUCAUAGGAAAGACAGUAGAGCUCAGGGCAUGGAUCAACACAUGGAAUUAUGAUGUUGUAGACUUGGUUACAGGAGGGCCAAGACUUACAGUUCAAUAUUCUGGGGUUUCAUUGUUUUAGAUGUGACAGAGCAGAAGUGAUUAAAGGAGGAGGGUAGUGUUGCUAGUCAGGGAAAAUGUCACGGCAGUGCUCGGUCAGGACAGACUGGAGAAUAUGUCUAGUGAGGCAUUAUGGGUGGAACUGAGAAAUAAAGAAAGGUAUGACCAUGUUAAUGGGACUGUAUUACAGUUUACUCAGCAAUCUGAGCAAUUUAGAGGAACAGGUUUGUAGAGAGAUAGCAGACUGUUGUGAGAAACAUAAGGUUGUUAUAGUAAACUGGAAAAACCUGCAGAAGCUGUUAAUCCAGAGCAAUACAAACAGCUGUGUACAUACAUCUAUUGAUGCUUCUGGACCCAUCUUCAGUGAUGUUCCUGGAAUCACCGGGUGUUUCGGGUCUUUCAACAUCAUACAACCUCCUCCAGGUGACCCAGCCGGGGCAGAUCAGACCCCAGCUUGUGUCCAGAUGCCUAGCUACUUAUGACUCCAUGGCUCCCCUCUUUUGAGCCACAGCCAUCUUGAGGCCCUCUCUGCCACAUCGGUGGUACUGUGGAUGGCUCUCCUCUUCCUCUCUCCCUCGAUGCCCAAAAUGCUGAAGGCUCUAACUAAAGAACGGGCUACGGAUCCCCUACAACCAACCUCCACUGGGAGACACCUCGCCUUGCAGCUUCCUAUCAACCCCUCCCUUCGCUGUUGCCUCCAGAAUUUGGUUAACAUCUUCAUCAAACUGCUUCCGCGGUGAAGUCAUGGUAGCUGCAGGCCAUUUGAUCUGCCUCCUGUUAGACUUCAUGUUAGAGGGAUUAGUUUGCAACACUUGGAGGUUCCGGGCACUAUGGGGUGACUCCGGGCCUGGCCCCUCCUUCGUCUCACCAGGUUGGACACCUGCGCGUUGUGCUGCUCCUGCUCCCGCCAAACACUUCAUCCUCGCUUGGUGGAUCUUCAAGCCGCGAUCGUUCUUGCAGAUUUUGCCACAUGCACACUGCUUUCUCAUCGUCGUUUGUUCAUUGCCUGGGUCUGAUGUCGUUGUGUCCAUCCGACUGGGGUGCUCAUCCUACCCCUCUCUUGGGCACCCUGGGGGUAUCUUUCCCUUAGAUUCAUUGUAGCUUUUGUGGGGGUCCUUUUGUGGAGGACACAGAUUGGGUUGCCCGCCCAUUCUGCCCUGGUUGCCGUGUCUCCGGGCUGUCACUGACUCUCCAGUCGUCACCACUCUUUUCGCGGUUGUCACCCAGUCUUUCAUGGUUGUCACUGAUGAACUCAGAGUGUAAGCUGUGUACAUACAUCUAUUGAUGCUUCUGGACUCAUCUUCAGUGAUGUUCCUGGAAUCAUCGGGUGUUUCAGGUCUUUCAACAUCAUACAACCUCCUCCAGGUGACCCAGCCGGGGCUGAUCAGACCCCAGCUGUGUCCAGAUGGCUAGCUAAAUGCAGGAGGAACUCAGCAGGCCAGGCAGCAUCCAUGGAAAAAAGUAAACAGAUAACGUUUCGGGUCAAAACCCUUCAUCGGGAAUGGAAAGGAAGAAGUCAGGAUAAGAAUGUGGAGGGAGGGGAGGAAGAAGUACAAGGUGGCAGGUGAUAAGUGAAACAUGGAGAGGCGGAGGGAAUGAAGAAAAAAGCUGGUGAGUUGAUUGGUGAACGAGAUAAAGGGCCGGAGAAGGGGGGAAUCUUACAGGAAAGGACAGAAGGCCAUGGAAGAAAGGGAGGGGAGAAGGGCAUCAGAGGGAAGUGAUGGGUUGGUAAGGAGAUAUGGUGAGAGAGGGCAACAGGAAUGGGGUAUGUUGAAGGAGAGGAGGAACGGGGACAAUGACCAGAAAUUUGAGAAAUUGAUGUUAAUGCUAGCAGAUUGGAGGCUACCCAGAUGGAAUACAAGGCGUUGCUCCUCCAACCUGCGUGUGGAUUAGUACCAAGAGGGAGAUCAAUGGGAAGGGACAAGUAGACAAGGGAGUCUGAGGGAAUGAUCCCUACAGAAAGUAGAAAGUGGUGAGGGGGAGUGAAAGAUGUGCAUGGUGGUGGGAUCUAUGGAUAAUUAUGUGCUGGAUGCAGAGGUUAUUGGGGCCUGGUGUGACAGCAGGUGGAUGGGGGUGAGGCCAGAUGUGUGUGAAAUGGAAGAGACGCAGGUGAGGGCAGCAUUGAUGGUAGAGGAAGGGAAGUCUCUUUCUUUGAAGAUGGAGGACAUCUCAGUUGUUCUUGUCUUUACAGUAGGUGAUUUUAACUUUCCACAUACUGACUGGGACUCCCAUACUGUAAAAGGACUAGAUAGGACAGAGUUUGCCAAAUGUGUUCAGGAGAGUUUCCAUAAUGAGUACGUAGAAUACCUAGUGAGAGAUUGUGUGGCAUUCAAGAAUGAGGUGGGGCUGGUGACGAAAGCUUGUGCCAUUAGUUUCAAAGUAAAUAUGCAAAAAAUGGGUCUGGUCCAUGGCUUGAUGUUUUAAAUUGGAGAAAGGCCAAUUCUGAUGGUAUCAGAAACGAUCUGGCAAGUGUGGAUUGGGCCAGGCUGGUUUCUUGCAAAGAUGUACUUAGUAAGAGGGAGUCCUUCAAAAAUGAAAUUUUGAGAGUAAUAAGCCUUGUAUGUCAAGUCAGAAUAAAAGAUGAAUAUAACAGGUUUAGUGAACCUUGGUUUUCAAGAGAUAUUGAGGCCCUAGUUAAGAAAAAAAAGAGAUGUAUAGGCAGGUAGGAACAAAUGAGGUGUUUAUGGAUAUAAAGAUGCUGACAAAAAGAUUUCUUGUGUCAAGUAUUGCUCUCACAAGUACACAUAAAAGAAGACAGCUCAAGCUGGGUCCAAGUUCUACGAGUUCACCUGUGGUUUGAGUCCCACAAAGAAAAAACAAGAAAAGAAGGAUAUAACAAGAAGAAUUGGAGAGGACAAGAGCAUUUUUUUCCCUUUUCUGUGUGUUACGUACCCCGUAACUGGGUUGCCAAACCAGCAGAAAUGGAUCACUCAGUUGGAGUCUGGAGUACUAGAACUAAGAAAGUUUUAUUAAAGAAACAAGCAACACAGUAAUCGAAAGGAUAAUAAAUGCAACAAUUCAACAAUGAUAACCACACAUGUGCACAGAAUUAAGAUAACAGCAUCAAUCAAGCUCUAUCGUUGUCUAGGGGUAAAUGACCAAUUUCAAAAUGACUCAAAGUUCAGUCCAGUUUGUAGUUCAGUUCGCAGUAAUCGUUGCCAUGGCGGUGGACAACGUGGGGGAAGAGAGAGAUAGAAUAGGAACAACUCAUCAUUCAGAACGGCUUCACUCACAGACCAGCAAGAUGGCUCACAGACCAGCGAGAUGGUUCACAAACAGCUUUUGGGCGGGUCCUUGGUGAUGUCACCUGAGGUCACCGACUGUGACCCCUCCUCCAGAUGCGGUCGAUCCUCUGCAGUGAACCCGGCACCCAGGCAAGGGCGGACACACACCGGGUUCCCGCUGAUCGUACCUUUCCACCCACUCGUGAGAAGCGUACCGCUUCCAGGGUCUCGUUACCUCGGGUGGCGUGUGUGUCUGUCUUAGCGAACCUGUCCCUUUUUAUCCCCCUGCUGGGGUAUCGCCUGUCCAUCACUUCAAACAGUUCAGGGCUCAAAGGGGGGAGCCGCUCCAGACAGCUCUUCCUCCCACAUCCCUUCAUUACACAUCUCCAGACGCUGCUCCAUUGUUCCUUAUCUCUCCUUCCCCUGAGGGCAGGUGGCAGACCAACUGCUGAUGCCACUGAUGCUAGCCCAGGCCAGCAAACAUCUUAAUUUUAUGUGUAUUCUCGUAACAUGUGUGAGUGUGAGUAAGAAACCCAAUUACAAAGUGUGAAUGCUGGAUUAAGAAUUGCCUGUCCUGGACCCUAAGACAGACAUCCCACCUUGCAAGAACUCAUUUCAGGGAGAUAGCACCCCCGCCUCCCGCAACCGCAUAUCACCCCCACCCUCGUCGACCUCCAAGGGUGUAUGUAAUACUUUGUUCAGUGAUUUUGUCUAAUCUGUAAACCAAGUUGGGUAUAUGCAGAAAAUGUGACAUUAAGAUAUGUACAUAAAUUAUAUUAUAUUAUCAUGUUUAUUCUAUUACAACUUUAAGCAAGUCUACAGGGAGUUUGGCCUCAUCAUGUAGGACAUCAAUAGAGUAGCUCCUUAGCAGUUAGCCAGCUAGUUUAAAUAACGUUAGCUACGCUAAUGAACAAACAACGCCUGUUAAAUUCACCUCAACAUAUCUUUUAUAUUUUACAUCAUGGCCAAUAGAAAAGUCACUGUUGCAAACAGUGCAGCGAGAAACACUGUCAUUAUUUUUGAGGUCGACUGUAAAGCCCGUCCACAGAGAAAACUGAUACGUCUACUUAGCAUGAAGAGAGACCAAUCAGGAUGCUCGCUCUCCCUCUUCCUCUCAAAAAAAUCAAUUUCCUGGAUAUUGUAUAUAAUUUGCGGGCAUCAGCGAGCCGCUAUCGAUAUACGGGAGACUCCCGGAACUUCCAGGAGAGGUGGGAUGUCUGGCCUAAGGGGACUAUGCUGGCAUCUUGAGAAGUGGCUGGAAUGGAAUGUUUACAGAAGUGUGGACAGAAAAAGGAAAUGUGAGAGAACUGUGGAUGGUUUGCACAUCUUCACUGGAAGGGUGAAGUGCGGAAACAUUUAGAUGAGUCCUGUAAAACAGCACUGAAAGUGAUAUAGAUUUAGAGAAGGAAAGGACACAGAGAGGGUGGGCAAAGGGCAAUUGGUCUACCUCUGUGUUCAGAAAAAUAAACUGGUAGCAGGAGCUGAGGAUGAGUGAGCUGUUGAUUUAAAUGUACCCUGAACUAAUCUAACAGAAACUUUAAUAAAAUGUUUCCAGUGCACUGUAAAUUGGCAUAAGAUACACAGUGUCUCACAGGCAAUGAUAUUAAUGAAUGCAUGCAUAGUGUUUCUGAAGUAUUCCAGAUUAAUCCUAGCGAUGGGUACACCUGUCUUAAUAAGUGUGAUUGUAAAUAGGUUGUAAAUAGAAAAGUGUACUGUUACUUGUGUGGGAUGCGAAGGGUUAAGUAGAAUUGUGAGUGUUUCGCGACAUUAUCAUUACUGAAGAAGUGUCUCAGCUCGAAACAUUGACUAUAUUCAUAUCCAUAGAUGCUGUCUGACCUGCUGAGUUCUUCCAGCGUUUCCUGCGUGUUGCCUUGUCAACCUGCUUUGUACUGUUUGCAUUUGGCUCGCGUGACCUACUUGUGACUGGUGUUAUUUCUGUUUUGAAGCAUAGUUUACAAGUUCGAUAAUGCUCUUCUUAAUAUAUGGUUUUUACAUUUCUUUGUUUUACAUCAAAAAACAUGGGGAUGUGGCAGUGCACACGUUAGAGAUACAAGAGUGGGCGUAGCUAGAAUAUUUUCAAAUUCAUUCCUGGUUCUUUUCUGAUUCAACAGCAAAAGGUAUCCGCAAGCAAAAGAGGCACUGUACUUGAAAGCUUUUCCAGUCUCUCCCCCAUCUUUUUCUCUCUCUCCAACUCUUAUCACUAAUUGCAACCCAGUGUAAGAGAACAUUCCCACUUAGACAAAGUAAUGACCCCUUUGUACACCUUUCAGGAUCUCUUCAAAAAUGUAACAUAAACUUUACCAAAGUUCUUUUUUAUCCCCUAGUGGCCAGCAUAUACCUUAUUUCUUGUGACCUUUGACCUUGGUUUGUAAUUUAGAAACACAGCUAACAAGGAAACAUUCUCCAACUGUAUCUAGUAUCAAGCAUGUCCAUCCAUGAGCUUCUCCCAGUAUGUACUCACACUAGGUUCACAAAACCUUGCUGUGUACUGAUUUCCUUUUACUUUCUCAAAACCUUCUCAUAUCCCAGACUUUUUACAGCCUUCAAGAUCUCUUCAAAAUCUAAUGGGGAGAUCCUACUGAUAGAAAAAUUGCCUUGAAGCUGAGUGUGAAAGUCCAUUUCAAGUAUUGCUAUCCAAAUACACUCAGUGGUCAGUUUAUUAGGUCCACCCUGUACUUAAUAAAGUGGCCACUGGUUGUCUGUUUGUGGUCUGCUGCUGCUGUAGCCCAUUCAUUUCAUGGUUUGACACCAUGUGCAUUCAGAGAUGCACUGCUGGAAUGCUAUGGUUAUGGCUAUCAUGGGUAAUGUAUUGUCUCUCUCAACCUCAUUUUCCUGCCUUCUCCCAGUAACCUUUGAUGCUCUUACUAAUUAAGAACCUAUCAACCUUCACUUUAAAUAUAUCAAAUGAUUUGGCCUUCACAGCUGCCUGUGGCAGUGAAUUCCACAGGCUCAUCACCCCCUGGCUAAGGAAACUCCUCCUCAUCUCUAUUCUAAAGGGACGUCCCUCUAUUCUGAGGCUGUGCCCUCUGGUCCUAGACUCCUUCUCUACAGGAAACAUCCUCUCCACAUCCACUCUAUGUAGGCCUUUCAAUAUUCUGUAUAUUUCAAUGAGAUACCUCCUCAUUCUUCUAUACUCCAGUGAGUACUGACCAAGAGUAAUCAAAUGCUCCUCAUACCUUAACCUUUUCAGUCCCAGGAUCAUUAAUUCCUAGCAUUACAUCGCUGCUAUUAUAUUCUAGUCUUCUCAACAUUAAUGUUAAUAUAGCAUUUGCCUUCCUUACCUGCAACUUAACCUUUAGGGAAUUAUGCACAAGGAUUCCCAAGUCUCUUUACACCUAUGAUAUCUGCUUUUUCCCCCUUUCAGGAAGAUUGGUACAUCCAUCUGGGAGGUUGGGAUAGCUGCAUUGUGCAGUAGACAAUGGGGGCCCUAUUACUGCUAGCUGUAAUUCAUUCUAACUUCUUGCCUGAGAUUGCUCUGUGAAGUGAUAGUGUGAAGAACCGUUGUCUUCAUUAUGAUCCAACAGUCAACCUCUCUAAAUGGGGUCAGCAAGGAAUUUCAGGGGCUCUGUGCUAUUGAAAUUCAGAAAUUAAGAUUUGUGUUGGCUUUUACAGGACAAAAUGGGGAAAUUGUUGAAGUUGCAGCAAAGCAUUGGGUUUAAAUGUUAUGCUAACAAAACAGGGAAUAGAUAUGUUGUACAGCUUCUUCUAUGUGUUGAAGUUCAGUAAGGCACAGUCAAGAUGAUAAGCUGACAGAAACAAUGCCCAGGCACCCAGGCUAAACUCUUGUUUAUACAGCCUUUCUGUUCAAGCUUGAGAACCAAGGUCACCGGGCACACCAACGCAGGAUAAAGAUGCAAAUGAAGGAUUGUUUUACUAAUUCUUGAGUUUGUUUGGUGUUUAACACAUUGAUUUAACUGGUUAUUAACACUUGAAGUAUGUAUUGUGAUUGGUACUGAAAAGAUGGGUUUCAGAAGUGCACAAUAUUUCUAUUAUCUGUUAUCUGUUAUCCAGCUAGUCAUUUUCUGUUUCAAAAUGGCAUUUCUUUGUUCAAAUUUCAGAAGAGCUUGGUAACAGGAACCAGACUGUUCUCUUUGUGCACAAUUAAAUAAAGUGUGAUUGAAGCAAGUUGUCAGAGUCUAGCCAAUCGGCAACGGCACGGUGACUAGUCACCCACUACUUUACUUUUCAUCUUUCCCACAAAGGGCCCAUGUAAUACAACACUUCAAACAUCCCAUCAUUCCUGAUGUUCUUACUCCAAACCAAACAGGUACUAAGUAUCUCCCUCCUGGUAAACAAGCUCAGAGACUUAGACCAUUGCCGUAAACCAAGCCAUUAACUAACAUACUAUGUGCAACAACCUCUGAUCAUGUAAAUUAGCACGUCACUGAUGCUGCACAAUUCCUGCAACUUGUUCAUAACUGCAAUAGAUCUAAGCAGAUUUCCUGCUGGUGUGGUUCUUGUAUUACUUUGUUGUUUUCGCAAACACUGAACUUUCACUAACUUGUACAAAGCAUUAGACAAAAUGUAGUCCUUACUGCCAGAAUGUUUCACAGAACAAUAUGAAGGUAGAAGUCAAUUCUACUUCCUCUCCAUUAAAUCCACACACAGAAUUUCUGAUGUUAGCAUUCUGUUUCAACUUCUCUGUAUGUGACUACUCUGUAUGACAGACUUAACGUGUUGUGAUCAUAAUCAUCCCAACUUUGCCUUCAGAGCAGAAGUAAAUUAAAGAAUUCUUGGCAAUAUAUCAAACUCCCUUCAUCACUGUGCCUAAAUUCUGGAUUAUCUUCAAAGAUUCCCCACAAUCCAGGUCACAUUAUUCUUUUCAUAGCUACCAUCAGACAGAAUUAGAGAAUCCUGAAGCUCCACACCACCAGGUUCAAAAAAUAACAACGACUUCCCUUUUUGACUAUUUGCACAAUGAUAAUCACUACUUCAGUACAGUAAUGCUAUGGCCACUUUUUGGGUGGCAGGGUAGAGAUACAUCUCAACCAAAGAAGGUGUAAAAUGCCUUUUCACUCCGCUAGCCUGUAGGUCACCGGUCAGGGUCAUGUAAAGCCAUGGAAGCAGGUAGUGGAUGGUCGUAUGUGCAGCUGGUGAAUAUCACAAGUCGUGGUUAUGCAAGCACUGAUGCCAAACAGACAAUCACUGAAGUGUUUUAAUAAUGGCCAAGGUCACCAGUCUUGUAAAGAUACUGCCCAGAAGAAGGGAAUGCCAAACCACUUCUGUAGAAAAUUUUCCAAGAGCAAUCACAGUCAUAGACCAUGAUUACCUAGUACAUAAUGAUGACGAUUACCAUUUUACAUCACAAUGGACAUUAUUUUCUAAUUAUAUUGUAUGACUUUAUAAUUUACAUUGAUGUUUUUCUUGUGAAUGUUGUCUCUGAUACAAUGUGCCUGUGAUGCUGGUGUAAACAGGCUUUUCACUGCACCUGAAGAAACAUCAAAUUUGUGCAAAUCAUAAUAAACUCGACUUGGGUUUAACUUUGGGAAUUUCCUGCACAACAGCACUGUUGGAGCACUUUUGUGAAAAAAAAAAUCUGCAGCAAUUCAAGAAUCCA
Molecule: messenger RNA, 17806 nt
Organism: Mobula hypostoma (lesser devil ray)
Lineage: Eukaryota; Metazoa; Chordata; Chondrichthyes; Myliobatiformes; Myliobatidae
Product: sodium- and chloride-dependent neutral and basic amino acid transporter B(0+)-like
Exons: 13
Coding region: 2887-4395 (502 amino acids)
Biological process (GO): synaptic transmission, glycinergic; sodium ion transmembrane transport; glycine import across plasma membrane
Cellular component (GO): plasma membrane
Molecular function (GO): glycine:sodium symporter activity
Source: RefSeq, a predicted model, not a curated record